Molecule: messenger RNA, 270 nt
Organism: Notothenia coriiceps (black rockcod)
Lineage: Eukaryota; Metazoa; Chordata; Actinopteri; Perciformes; Nototheniidae
Product: nuclear receptor subfamily 5 group A member 2-like
Exons: 2
Biological process (GO): tissue development; regulation of transcription by RNA polymerase II; hormone-mediated signaling pathway
Cellular component (GO): RNA polymerase II transcription regulator complex
Molecular function (GO): RNA polymerase II cis-regulatory region sequence-specific DNA binding; nuclear receptor activity
Source: RefSeq, a predicted model, not a curated record
AGGUGGACGACCAGAUGAAGCUGCUGCAGAACUGCUGGAGUGAACUUCUCAUCCUCGACCACGUCUUUCGGCAGGUGAUGCACGCCAAGGAGGGCUCCAUCCUAUUGGUCACUGGCCAGCAGGUGGACUAUGCAGUGAUUGCUUCACAGGCGGGAGCCACCCUCAACAACCUGUUGAGCCACGCCCAGGAGCUGGUAGCCAAGCUACGCUCUCUCCAGCUAGACCAACGGGAGUUUGUCUGCCUCAAGUUCCUGGUCCUUUUCAGCCUGG